AAGCUAGUGACCCGAUUCAAUACAACACAUGCUAAUUUUCUCUCUCUCCCCUUUGAUUCAUCGGAGUCGUCAUUGAGAUCAGGAUCAAACAAUCAAUAAUGGCGGGUCCAUCGAGCUCAUGGUCGCGAGCGUUGGUGCAGAUCUCUCCGUAUACCUUCUCUGCCAUCGGAAUUGCAAUUGCCAUCGGCGUUUCAGUGCUUGGUGCUGCUUGGGGAAUAUAUAUAACUGGAAGUAGUUUGAUUGGUGCUGCCAUUAAAGCUCCUCGGAUUACCUCCAAGAAUCUGAUUAGUGUAAUUUUUUGUGAAGCGGUUGCUAUAUAUGGUGUUAUUGUGGCUAUCAUUCUUCAAACAAAGCUCGAGAGUGUACCUGCCUCACAGAUUUAUGCACCAGAGUCUCUUAGUGCUGGCUAUGCAAUUUUUGCUUCUGGGAUCAUUGUGGGCUUUGCCAAUCUUGUCUGUGGGUUGUGCGUUGGAAUAAUUGGAAGCAGCUGUGCUUUAUCUGAUGCACAGAACUCCUCACUUUUCGUUAAGAUCCUUGUGAUCGAGAUUUUUGGUAGUGCACUUGGGCUGUUUGGUGUUAUUGUGGGAAUUAUUAUGUCAGCUCAAGCAUCUUGGCCAGCCAAGGGUGCAUAAGUCUUCACAUUAUGUGCUUGUUAUUAAUUUUAUAACAAACACAUAAGUCUUGGCCAUCCAAGUCUGUGUAAGUCUUUGCAUUAUGUGCUUGUUGUCAAUGUUUAAAUUAUACUGUAUUCUGUAUUAUAUACGUCUGCACAAGUCUUCUUUUUGUCCCUUUCUUCUUUUUGGCCUUUUGCAGUUGCAUUUUGAUGUGCAAUUGCUGUGUCAACUACUUUGGUUAGUCUGUUCAUUGAUGUAAUUUUUCUUAAUAAAGCUAUUGAGUACUAGUUGAUCUA
Molecule: messenger RNA, 910 nt
Organism: Solanum dulcamara
Lineage: Eukaryota; Viridiplantae; Streptophyta; Magnoliopsida; Solanales; Solanaceae
Product: V-type proton ATPase subunit c''1-like
Exons: 4
Coding region: 99-632 (177 amino acids)
Biological process (GO): proton transmembrane transport
Cellular component (GO): proton-transporting V-type ATPase, V0 domain
Molecular function (GO): proton-transporting ATPase activity, rotational mechanism
Source: RefSeq, a predicted model, not a curated record